AUGUCCUGUAAUCAACAAAAGAAUGUUGUAAGAAAGAAUGUCAAGAGAAAGAAUGUUGUAAAGAAAUGUUGUUGUCCAAGAAUUAAAGCAUUUAAGAAAUUUAUGAACACAUUUGAAAAAGCACAAAUUGGAAAAGAAGCACCAGAAUUUAAAGCACAAGCAUAUUGUCCAUGUGGUUCAAUCAAAGAAAUUGAUAUUAAUGAAUAUAAAGGGAAAUAUGUUGUGUUAUUAUUUUAUCCAUUGGAUUGGACAUUUGUUUGUCCAACAGAAAUGAUUGGAUACAGUGAAGUUGCAGGACAAUUGAAAGAAAUCAAUUGUGAAGUUAUUGGAGUGAGUGUUGAUUCAGUUUAUUGUCAUCAAGCAUGGUGUGAAGCAGAUAAAAGUAAAGGAGGAGUAGGAAAAUUAGGAUUCCCAUUAAUAUCAGAUAUUAAAAGAUGUAUUUCAAUUAAAUAUGGAAUGUUAAAUGUAGAAACAGGAGUUUCAAGAAGAGGAUAUGUCAUUAUUGAUGAU
Messenger RNA from Entamoeba dispar SAW760, 510 nucleotides. RefSeq lists its product as uncharacterized. Lineage: Eukaryota; Evosea; Mastigamoebida; Endamoebidae. Gene Ontology annotation, molecular function: thioredoxin peroxidase activity. Gene Ontology annotation, biological process: cellular response to stress; cell redox homeostasis; hydrogen peroxide catabolic process. The annotation marks the transcript as partial. The transcript has 2 exons. Gene Ontology annotation, cellular component: cytosol. The record is from RefSeq and is a predicted model, not a curated record.